Molecule: messenger RNA, 6063 nt
Organism: Amphibalanus amphitrite
Lineage: Eukaryota; Metazoa; Arthropoda; Thecostraca; Balanomorpha; Balanidae
Product: proline-rich protein 36-like
Exons: 9
Coding region: 311-5773 (1820 amino acids)
Biological process (GO): negative regulation of DNA-templated transcription
Cellular component (GO): nucleus
Molecular function (GO): metal ion binding; RNA binding
Source: RefSeq, a predicted model, not a curated record
CUGAACUCUUGAGACGCGGCGCGUGGCAGUUCUCGAGUGAAGGGUUGGGGUUGGGGGAUCUUUCCUUCGCUUACAAUAAUGUGCAAUGUGCACUUAGCGACGGUUUUAGACCAGCAAUAAUAGGCAGUCACAUAGGCUGCAGUCUGUGUCUUUGCUUACAGCGCCGAGCGCCACGUGUGUGGCGUGGCCGCGCAGCUCUCCUCACCACGCUCGUCACGAGGUCACGAGGCCGCAAGACUGCUGACUGCGUGUGGGGUGACUUUUCAGUCCUAGGCUGGAGCAGUUUGGAGCAAGGAAUCCAGCAUGGAGGAUGGGUCUGACGGCGAUGGACUCUGACGAUGAGAGACUGGAGAUCGACAUGUCCAACGGGCCAUCGUCGCAGCCGAGCUGUGCCGACGGCGGCGCCGGCGGCGACUGGGGUCUGCGCUGUGCCGAGAGCGGGCCGUGGCAGGGCCGGGCCGCUCUGCUGCCCUCCAGCCCUGUCCGGACUCCGCAGGAGGAGGAUCUCUGCGCCGACCGGGGCGGUGACGGCGGCUCCCGGGAGGACGACUCUGUGCUGUGGUCUGGUCUGGACGGCGACUCACCCACCGGGGACGCCGAUGUACCGGGGCCCAGUCCGGCGAGCGGCGCUGAUACUGAGGGCGAGGGGCCGCUGGAGGAGGGCGAGCUGGAGGACGGAGAACUGGAGGCAGGUGGAGAGGACGGCAGCGUCGAAACGGCGGCCGAUAAUGACGACGCUGUGAUCGAAGAGGAGUUUUUGGAGGUCGCCAAGCAUGUAAUUCCCGCACUGGAAGAACUGGAAGCUAUCAGUGGAGGAGAUAGCCGUGAUGCCAGUCCAAAUAAAGUGACAAGAAAGACCGGAAGUGACAAAAAGCGACAAAGGCGCUCCAAAGAAGCACAUGCAGAAAAGCGGCCCUGCUCGCCCGAGCUGCUGGACGACGACUCCAGUGUAUACGUGCGCGGCGCCUCGCCGGUGCAGUGCGAGUGGCCGAAGUGGUCCGACUACGACCCUGUCGUGACAAUGGACUACGGCACCUACUACCAGCAGUACCAGCCGGGCUACGGCGCCACCGGACAUCGGCCCAAGAAACGGCGCCUGGACAAACACAAACGCAAGUCAGACUCCAUCUGCAGCUUCUUCAUGCAAGGCAGCUGCUUCAAGGGAAAGAAGUGUCUUUUCUCUCACAAAGCUAUUCCACCAUACCAGAAGAUGGAGCUAUGUAAAUUUUACGCCAGGGAGAGCUGUUUCAAGCGCGACCAUUGCUCCUACUUGCACAAGUCGUUUCCCUGCAAACUGUUUCACACUGGAGCGCAGUGUUUGACCGACUCAGAGUGCAAAUUCAGCCACGAACCUCUCACAGACGUCACCCGGUCCAUCUUGCUGAAGCACAUCGAGUCGGCGCCAGAGGACAUCCUGGGCGACUUUCCUCGCAUGUACCGCACGCUGGCUCAGCGGCGCAUCAACGUGGCGCUCGCCCAGCGGCGCAAGGGCCUGGAGCCGGACUUCACCUUCCCCAACCUGGAGCGGACCAGAUUCACGCACAUCGCCACCGAUAAGCGUUCCGCGACACCGCCGCAUCGUGAGCGACGAUCGAGCGAGUCGCGGUCACGGCGCGACACGGCGGCGGAGGCGGGCGACGGCGAGCGGGGCGGCCGGGGCACGGAGCGACGGCGUCGGCGGCGUCACGGCGAACGUCGCCGUCCGCGAGACCGUCGGGUAGUGACGGUGUGCGAGCCGGCGGAGCCCAUGGAGGUGGACGGGGAGCGGGGAGAGGGGCAGCCGGGGCAGCCGGGGCAGCUCCCGGUAUUGGAUGGGGGAGUGUCGGUGGAAGGCGCGGCCGGAGCAGAUGAUGUUCUGCUCGGUCAGGCGGUGGACCGGCGGCUGCGGCAGCUCCGACUCCAGCAGCAGCAGCUCAGCGGGUCCAGAGAGCCGACGCCACAGCCGACCGACGACGACGCGCCUCCGGCCGACGAUCACUGGUACUCGAGCGACGAGGACGGCCCGCCCCUCACCGACGUCCUCAGACGCAUCAGUGAGGAGUCGAUCGAGGCCAAGUUCUCCCCGGCGACCAGCGAGGAAGGUACGCCCACCAGCGGUGACGACGGCAGUGACGCAGCGGCCGAUGACGUCGCUGGUACGGCGGAUGACGUCACUGGUACGGCAGAUGACGACACCAUGGACCCGGUGGAGGCCAUCAGCCAGCUGCUGAAGGCUAUUCAGAACAGCACUACUGAAGAGGACUGGAGGUCUCUGGGUGAGCCCCCGUCGCAGAAUCCGGACUCGAGCGUUCAGCACCACCCGCCUCAAGACACCGGCAUCAGUGGCCAGCAGCGCCCGACUACGGACACCGACUACAGCGGCCUUCUGCGCCCAGCUCAGGACAAUGACUACAGCGUCCAUCAGGGCUCUCCACGAAGCACCGGCCAGCAUCGCUCCCCGCCGGGAAAUGAUGCAGCACCAGGGACGGCCGACAGCGACCCUUCCGGUGCCUGUCAGAUGGAUACGUCUAGCGACUGGACGGAGAGUCCGCAGGCGAACGAUGAGGACUUGAGGCUGCGGGAUGAAGAUAUGCGACCUCGAGACAAGUUCGGCUUCGGUGGCGGGGAUGUGUAUCCAAGAGACGAGGAUUUGCAUUCAAAAGACGAAGACUUGAGAGUGAGGGUCGCCAAAACGCAGCCCAAGCUUCGUUCGAGAGACCAGCAUGCAUAUCAGGAUAUGGAUGUUUCCUCCAGAGAUGAGGGCCUGCGCGCUGGACACAGCCCUCUGCACCCUACUGGUCUUUGCAGGGAGGGCUCUCCGCGGCCCCGAGCCGCACUAAGCCUCCCCCGCGGAGACCGAGACCUGCGCCUGACCGGUACACCGCGCUGGCCGGGCACUGACGACUUGUCGCUGCCGUUCGCACCCGUCCACUUCCAGCCGUGUGUCGAGAUCGACGCGUCGGUGGCGACCGGCGGCGUCCGCCUACCGUGGCGCCUGACGGGUGUUCUGGCCUCCGGCACGGACUACGCCCGGCUACGGCAGAGACCGCCGGCUGCGGCCAGUCGCUCCGACCCCCGACUGCGAACCCCGCCACCGCCCCCGCAGCAGAGGGAGCAGCAGCAGCAGCAGCAGCAGCGCCGGCGGUCCGGAGAGGAAGCGGAACAACGCACAGCUCCAGACCCAGAGGGAAAGGACGAUAGAGAGGCCUGUGGUAAAGAAGGCCCCGGCACCGUGACAUUUAAGGGCCCGACACUGGGACAGAUGCAGGCGAUGGACCAGAAUAACGGUAAAAGGACGGAGACGCCAUCCGCCGCGUCCACAGUGGAGCAGACCAUGGCGCUCAGCUGUGACCCUUUUCAAAAGCCGAUAGAUCCUCAUCAGGUAGCCCAGCAUCUACACAUUCCAAGGGGCCCUCACCAGGUGCCCCAGGAUUCAAACGUGCCGCUAAGAGACCCUCGCCAGGUGCCCCAAGAUGUGAGGCCAAGAGACCCUCGUCAGGCAUCUCAGGAUCCACACGUGCCGCCAAGAGAUCCUCGCCAGGCGGCCCAGGAUUCAUCCGCGUCAAGAGACCCUCGCCAGGUGCCCCAGGAUCCUCGCGUGCCAAGGGAUCCUCGUCAGGUCCCCCAGGAUCCGCACGCGCCGCCCAGGGACCCACGUCAGGGUCCAAAUGACCCCAAGCGGGCACCUGUGGAUCCUCGCCAAGCGAAUGUGAUGGGUCCCUGUCAGAAUAUGUCACUGGAUACAAACCUUCCUAAGGAUCCUCGUCAGCUUUCAAAUGCACCCAAAGGGUUACCAGUGGAUCCUCGCCAAACGAAUGUGAUGGGACCUUGUCCCAAGCCAGCAACUCCACACCUACCUCCCAUGGACACUAGUCAUUGUGGCAUCGUUCCUGCCAGUCCAGCGUCGCUCCUGAGCCAGCCCCCGCCGCCGGGGGUCCCCCAGCUAACUGAGCAACCCUCAGUGGGCCAAGCAGCCGGGAUGACCGAUCCACGGCACCAACUAUGGAUGACGGCUUCUCAGCAGACCUGGAGCGGUCCACAGGCUACCGGGGUUCAACCUCAGACGGUAGGCACUCCGUGUUACCCUCCUCCGGAGCAGGUGUUCUACCAGACCCUGCCCCCGAGCCAGCAGACGAGCCAGCAGACGAGCCAGCAGCCGCUCUUCUACCCGGCACCGCCGCCCAGCCAGCAGAUGUUACACCAGCCGCCCCCAGUACCGAGUCAUCGGCUGCAGGGGCACCAACUGAACCAGCCGCUGGCCGCUCAACAGCACCAGCCGCUGGCCAGUCACCAGCUGCACCAGCCGCUGGCUAAUCACCAGCACCAGCCGCCCCAGAUCCCGGCUCAGCGCCAGCCCCAGCAGGCGCCGUCGACCCAACAUCUGUUCCCGGCGUACCCGCCGCCUUUUCAGCACCAGUUGCACCAGACUGCCCCGCCCCCGCCGGUCGGCCGGUCGUCCAGCCAGUCUCACCAGCUGCACCAGCCGUUGGCGGGACUGCACCAGGCGGCUCCGCCCGAGCCAGUCGGUCUUCCGUCCUCUCAGACUCACCAGCUGCAACAGCCACCGGCGGGACCGCAUCAGACUGCUCCGCCCCAGCCGGUCGGCCCGCCGUCCUACCGGCCGCAGACUAGUCAGCAGCAGCAGCAGCAGGAGCAGCAGCAGCACGAUCUUCAACAAAAUAGUGUCAGUAUCGCUGCGCCUCAGCCGGCGCCGCCGCAGCAGAAGCAGCAAAUAUACCAGUUUCCACCGGUGUAUCAGCGGCCACCACCCACUAUCCAGCAGUCCUUACAGCAGCCGACGCACCAGCAGCCGCCAACGAGCCAGCAGUCCCGAGCGUACCAGCAUCAGCCGCCGAGCCAGCAGCCUGGACCCCAGACCGCACAGCAACAGCCGUCACCAAACCAGCAGUCUAUUUAUGCCCAGAAGUCCACACAUCAGCAGCCCGGGUAUCAGCAGCCGCCGUCUAGUCAGCAGCCUGGGUAUCAUCAGUCCGUUCGUCAGCCUCCGCCGCCGCCGAGCCCGCAACCUUUGUGCGUCCGGCACCCGACACCCCAGCAGCCUAAACAACAGCAGUCAGCACACCAGCCGCUGCCGAACCAGCAGCCUGGACACCAGCAGCCGCCGCCAAACGUUCAACUGGGCUAUCAGCAACCACCGCCUAGCCAGCACUCUGGCUAUCAGCAGCCGCCGCCAAGCCAGCAAUCUGGCCAUCAGCAGCCGCCGCUGGGGCAGCAGUCCGUACAUGAGAUACCGCUGCCACCGACCCAGCCGAAACCAAAGUCGGGUCAGCAGCAGCCACAGACGAGCCAGCAGCUCGCACACCAGCCGCCGCCGCCGCCGCCGCCAAGCCAACAGCCUUUGUAUCAGCAGUCUGCACAGCAACAGCAACCAGUGCCGGGGCAGCAGUCUGUGCGGCAGCGUCCGCCGAGCCAGCAAACUGUUUACCAGCAGCAGUCGCAGUCGAGCCAGCCGGCUGUGAGCGUGUCUAUCGCCGGUCGAGCUGGCCGAGCAGGCGGCAGCCCCGGACUGCUGGGAGCCAGCCCGACCCGGCCGGCUGUGCCCCGCCCGCUGCUGGCGGCUGGCCUGCCCCCGGGCCGACGAUCGGCCGCCACCUCUCCGGUGCUGUCCCGCCCGCUGCUGGCUGCCGCCGGCCGCACACCGCCCGGCGGCCUGCUGCCGCGACCCGGCGCCUCGCUGCUGGGCCGUCCGCCGCCGCUGCUGGCCACCCCGGUCAGCCGGCCGACGGGCGUGCUGGCCGCGCGAGGGCUGUCCGCCGGUUCCGGCCUGCACUGAGAGUCGACAUAGCGUGACAGCUACCGUGCCAGGUCAGUGAGUGAGGCAGAGAGACUGGCGCACUGCGUCCCGCCCGACCUCACACACAUAUCGCAACCAAGUGAUCAUAUCUGCGCUAGUCCCAUAGUUAGAUGGCGCCAUGUGAUCUGGAUAGCCAAGCCUCUUCUGUAAAUGAUGGUACAAAUGGUGUGAUAUCAGAUUUUGUGUUUAACAAGUGACGUGUUGAUUAUGCAUCACGAACAAUGCACAUAUGUUGUACCGUAUAAUAAACCCAGUUGCUCGUGGUUUUA